This is a messenger RNA of Scutellospora calospora, 3301 nucleotides long. The record is from the annotation of a GenBank genome assembly. Lineage: Eukaryota; Fungi; Glomeromycota; Glomeromycetes; Diversisporales; Gigasporaceae.
UGAUUUUAAGUUAUUGAUAAAAAAACAUAAAGCUGAAGUUAAUAGUAAAAAUGGAAAUGGUAAAACAGCUUUGCACUGGGCUGCAAAAAAGGGUUAUACAUCUAUUGCUGAGACUUUGCUAAAAUACAAAGCCCAAGUUGAUACUCCUGAUAAUGAUCGCUGUACAUCAUUAUUUUAUGCAGCAAAAGCGGGUCAUGAUGAGGUUAUUAAUAUUUUGAUAAAUCAUGGAGCUGAUAUUAAUCAUGUUGAUAAGAAUGGUAAAACAGCUUUACACGAGGCUGCAUCUUAUGGUCAUCAAAACAUCAUUAAGAUUUUGCUUGAAAAAAAUGCCAAUAUUAAUGCUGUUAGUAAUAAUAAUUGGACAUUAUUACACUUUGCUGCUACUGCAGGGCAUGUAGAAGUGAUUAAAACUUUGCUAGAACAAAAAUGUAAAAUUAAUACUACAGAUAAGGAUAGUAAAACAGCAUUAGAUUUGGCUGCAGAGAAUAAGCACGUGGAGGCUGUCAAAUAUUUACUAAAAGCAGAGGCUAGUGCUGACAAAGAUUUUAAUGAGCAAUAUUUUAAUCAUAUUUAUUUUGCUGCAAAAAAAAAUUAUGUAAAUGUUGUUAAGUUACUAUUAGAAAAAGAAACUGAUAUUAAUUUAAGAUUACCUCAUACUGCAGGAAAAGAGGACAUUCAAAUUAUUAAAUUGUUGUUAGAAAAUGGAGAAAACAAUUUCGACAUCAAUGGUAGUACGCCACUACACUGGGCUGCAUUAGAAGGUCAUAAAGAAAUAGUAAAAUAUUUAAUAGAAAAAAAUGAUAGUUUAGUUAAUAUGAUUAAUGAGAAUAGCGAAACAGCAUUGCAUGAAGCUGCGUGGAAUGGACAUAGGGAGAUUGUUGAAUUUUUACUAGAUCAUGGCGCAAAUAUUAAUUUUAAAAAUAAAAAUGAUUGGAAGCCAUUACAUAUAGCUGCAAUUUCUUGUCAAAUUGAAGUUUUUAAACUUUUGAGAAAUAAAGAAGAAGAUAGUCUUCAAGUAGAUAAAAUUUUCGAUCAGUUAGACGAUGAUCAAUUAAAUAAUUAUUUCAGGUUUAAACUUACUUACAAUUCAGUUGACGUGACCCUAAAACUAGUUGAGAAGUUUCAAAGUUUAGAAAAACAAUUUAAACUAAAAAGUAUUAGUGAUAUUGAAUUUAUUUCUUUUUACCAAUUUUUUAUUAAGCGUAUUGAACAAUAUGCAGAAAAUCUUGAAAAUAAAGAAAUUAAAAUGGCACUUAGCUAUCUAUAUACAUGUACUCUUAGUAAGAUUUGCACUCUCAAAUUUCAAUUAGAAUCUAAUUUGAUUGUUAAUAUAAAUGGAUAUUUUAAAAUGAUAAAAAAAGAUAUUGAAUUAUUGAAAAACGAAGAAACACAACGUAGAGUAGAAGAAUUUAAAAAGGAGAUUAAAAUAAAAGUUGAAGAGGCAUAUAAUAUUGCUAGUAAACAAAUUAAACAUGAAAUGGAUAAUAUUAUCCAUAAAAUAGAUGAAAAAAUCAAAAUAUUAAUUAAUGAAACCAAGGAAUUAAUAGAAAAUGUCGAAGAAAAUAAACAUACUUUAGAAGAAAAGCAGAAUGAAUUAAAGAAUAAAUUAGUAUUAAGACAAACAUUAGGAAUUUUAAAAAUUGUAGGUCAAACAAUAAGUAUUGCUGGUGGCCCUAUUGGAGUGGCUGGUGAUGUAAUCAAAGGAGGAGUUAAUAUAGCUGAAGCAUUCAUUUCAGAAAAUAAUCGGAAUUCAAAUUUUGAAAUUUCUUCAGAUAUAAAAGAUUCGUUAAACAGAAUGGAAAAAAUGAUCGAAGAUGAAGAAAUUAAAAAAAAAGAAAUAAAAAUUGCAGAGCAACAAAUAAAAGAAUUAUCUCAAGAAUGUGAUAAAUAUCCAUAUUUGUCAAAUAUAAAAGGGAGUUUAAUUAAAAUUCAGAAAUCAUUAAGUAAUAUUAAUUCAACAAAAAUAAUCAAAGAAAUAAAAGUUGAAUUAGAAACAACACAGAAAAAGUUAGAAGAAUUAGAAAAGGAGAAUAAUGAAGACUCAACUAUUGAAUUAGAAGUAGUACACAAACUUAAUAUUGCAAUUAAUACUACAGAAAUGGCAAUUGAAUUGUAUAACAAAUAUCAAAAAGACAAAGAAGAAAUUGAUGCGAUAAGUAACUCGAUAAAACAAGCAGAAAAUGAUAUUAAAAAAUUAAAACGGUAUGAAGAAAAUAUUAAUAACGCUAUUGUUCCUAUGAUCAAAAGGAUGCAGGAUGAUAUUAAUAAUAUUGAAAGUAAAAUAAAUAAAAGAUCACAUGUUUUUCUUGAUGUGACCAAAUGGAAAGUGCAAUCUUCAUUAAAAGAUAUAAAACAUGAAAUUCGGCAAAUAUCUAAAGGAUUUAAGAUACAAGAAGAUGUAACACGUUAUAUGGAAAUGUUAGAUGAAGGAUUGACUACUCUUAUUAAUAUAUAUGAUCGUAUACAAGACUAUUAUGAUCAAGCAAAGCUUGUCUAUAUAGCGCAUAUUGGUUCUUCAAUAGCUGAUAAAAUAGCCGAUGAAAAAUUAGACAAUGCUGUUAAUAAACUAAAACGAGAGAUAAGGUUCAACAUUAUAUUAAGGCAUUUAAAAAGAGCUACAAAUGCAUUCAAGCAAUGGGUAUUUCCAUUUGCAAAUGUGUAUUCAGACAUAUUAAUUUCACCAGAUGAUUAUCAUUAUGACAUUGAUAUUGAUAAAAGUAUUAAUUAUAUUGAAUCGCAAAUAAAAAAUAUUCAUUCAAAAGUUCAAGAAGGCGACGUUUAUAUUAUUAAAGAUAUUGAUAAUUAUUUAAAAUAUGGUGAAUUUCAUAGUGAAAAAAUAUCCACUGAACCAUUUUUUGUAUGGGAAAAUAACAAAUAUAGCCAUGAAAUAUCAAAACUGCUAAUUGGAGAAGAAGUAACUAUAAAAGCAGAUAUAACAAAGAUCGAUUCUAAUAAAAGCAAUUCUUAUUAUAGAUAUGGCGAUAAGUUUUAUGUAAUAAGAAGUGAUAAACAACCUAUCGGAUAUGGUUUUGAAAAAAAUGAUAAAGGAGAGCCGGUUAUGUUUAAUAAUACAUAUAAGAAAAUUAAGGAAGGAGAACUAAUGCUUAGUCCUUACACUAUGUGGAAAAUAAAGCUUACACCUGCUAAAAAAAAUUAUAAUUUUAAUAAAUUUAAGAUAUAUGAAGGGAAAAUAGACCUAGAGUUGAUAGGGCGCGGGAAGUAUGUAAAUGAGAAUGAUUCUAACUUGAUGGUAGAAAACUACUACGAAGAAUAUGAAUACAAAAACCAUGAAACUAUUUGA